AUUUCAUGCGGACUUUAAGCUUUAACUUUAACAACUCCUGCAAUGUCUUCAGUUAACGUUAUAUAUUUUGAAUGAUCGAAGCAAGAACAUGCAUUAUUAAUGUUUCUACCACUGUAACACUUUCUUUUGCAUGUUACUGCAUGCAAACCGAUAAGUGUCAAAACAAACAAACGAAAAAUCCAAAUGUUACGGCUCGGGUAAUCUGUCAAUACAAUAAGUUAUACAACACCGCGAGACACGAUACAGACAGAUAUAUAUUUAACAAAAACAAAAAAAAAACCCAGUUGAUUAUUAGGACUGAGAAAUUACAACCUGCUUUACGUUGUCAGUUAUCACCAUGUCAUGCCAUUAAAGUUAAUAACACUUCUGUAUUCAUUUCUUGUUUAUAUGGUAUAUUCUAUACCGUUAAGCAUGAAAAGUAAAAUGACGAGACAAGCAGUAGUGAUUUUAGAACGCGUUGCAGAGGCUGCGCAAAUUUUGUGACAUAUUGACGCUCUUGAACACGCCGUCUCUCUUGAACUGAGGCGUAAGUACAGUCAGCUUUUUAGUGCAAAAUCGUCCACUGAUCAAAAGUAGUGGAGGAAAUCAGGAAACCCUGUUUGCCUAUGCAAAAUGAGGUUUAAUAUUUGUGCAGCCAAACCUGAAGACUGUAAAGAUAUAGCGCGCAUGAUUAUGGAAUUGGCCGUUUAUGAAAAGAUGCCUGACCAAGUGAAGAUAUCCUAUAAAGAGUUGGAGAGGGAUGGAUUUGGCCCCAAUCCUUUUUACCAGUGUCUUGUAGCGGAGGUACCCGAGGAGCACAAGUCUAAAGAUGGACAUAUCAAGGUUGGCUAUGCUCUCUUCUUCUAUACAUACAGCACUUGGAAAGGGAGGACUGUGUAUAUGGAAGAUCUGUAUGUGAUGCCAGAGUACAGAGGUAAAGGCAUGGGAAAGGCUUUAAUGGCAACUGUUGCCAAAGUGGCUAAAGAGCAGCAUUGUGUGCGUUUACAGUUCUCUGUAUUAGACUGGAACAAGCCCUCCCUAGACUUUUAUUUGUCUAAAGGUGCAGAGGACCUCACAGCUAAAGAGGGAUGGCAUUUUCUCCGCUUUCAUGGAAUAGCUCUGGAUAAUCUAGCACAGGAAGCACCUUAAAGAACAUGACAUAAUGACAUAAGUAAUACUUCGUGAAUAGUUUCACUUUGUUUUAAUUCCAUAUCUUCAAUCUUAGAAAAGGUUUAAAAAUAUUGAAACAAGAACAAUAAAAGUGUCAAUAAUGAUAUUCUAA
Messenger RNA from Carassius carassius (crucian carp), 1261 nucleotides. RefSeq names its product spermidine/spermine N1-acetyltransferase family member 2b (gene sat2b). The record is from RefSeq and is a predicted model, not a curated record. Lineage: Eukaryota; Metazoa; Chordata; Actinopteri; Cypriniformes; Cyprinidae. Gene Ontology annotation, molecular function: N-acetyltransferase activity. The coding region runs from base 613 to 1128 and encodes 171 amino acids. The transcript has 6 exons.